Molecule: messenger RNA, 743 nt
Organism: Poeciliopsis prolifica (blackstripe livebearer)
Lineage: Eukaryota; Metazoa; Chordata; Actinopteri; Cyprinodontiformes; Poeciliidae
Product: short transmembrane mitochondrial protein 1
Exons: 3
Coding region: 154-294 (46 amino acids)
Source: RefSeq, a predicted model, not a curated record
GCGCCGAAGCUCGUCACGCGCAUGCGCUCUGGUGGACGGCUAGCUUCGUUAGCUAGCUGGUUUGGAUCAUUUAACUUUGGAAGCGCCGACCUGCUUUGGACUACAACGUUUAUGUAACAGGAGCAGGACUUUAAUACGCUUAUUUGCGUCAUCAUGUUGCAGUUUCUGGCUGGCUUCACUUUGGGGAAUGUAGUGGGAAUGUAUCUUGCUCAAAAUUAUGAAGUACCCAACAUAGCCAAGAAAAUUGAAGCUUUUAAGAAGGACGUGGAGGCCAAGAAGAAGCCCCCAGAGUGAGCAAAGCUGGACUGUGCUUCAAAGAAGAGGAGACGUCUUCUGCAGAGAUUAUUUAUCCACAGGGUUUUGUUGGCUCAGGGGUAUCGGGGGUGUGCAUUCGCUACAGGAUUAUUUGACAUGAGUAAAAGCAUAAGCAGUUCCAGGAGCAGUAUUUAUUUCCCUUCUCUGUAAUAAAUCCUUGUUUCCCAUUGGAGUUUCCCCUCCUUGGGUGCAUUGCCUAGAAACUUGAUUUAACGAAUAAUGCAGCUAACUGAUGGGAUCACUUUAAAGUCUGAUUGGACUGGUCGCCUGUUCUUUUUUGUAUAACGAUAAUGUUUAAAGUGCAUUGAGAUGUACAGAAACAAAGCAUAAUUAAUCUACCUUCUGAAUUUUUAGUAACAACUGCCAAACGUUUUGCUACACCUUCACAAACAUUGUUCUCAAGCCUACAAUAAAGUUACAGAAAAUGA